This is a messenger RNA of Iphiclides podalirius (scarce swallowtail), 2289 nucleotides long. NCBI's taxonomy places the organism in Eukaryota, Metazoa, Arthropoda, Insecta, Lepidoptera, Papilionidae. The record is from the annotation of a GenBank genome assembly.
AUGACUGUAGACGGUGAAGAGAAAACCGAGCGAGAGCGUGUUUACAUGGACAUAUCCAUCGGCGGCUUACCAUCCGGAAGAAUAGUUUUCGAAUUAUUUAACGAUGUUGCCCCAAAAACUGCUGAAAAUUUCCGUGCCCUAUGCACAGGUGAAAUGGGACUUGGUAAAGUAACCGGGAAACCGUUGACUUAUAAGGGUAUGGUAUUUCACCGUGUGGUGAAGGAUUUCAUGAUACAAGGUGGUGACUUUACUAAUGCUAAUGGAACUGGUGGAGAGUCUAUAUAUGGUGGAACUUUUGAGGAUGAAACCUUUGAACUAAAACAUGAUAAACCUUAUCUGUUGUCUAUGGCCAACCGAGGCAAGGAUACUAAUGGAUCACAGUUCUUUAUAACAACACAGGAGGCGCCGCAUCUCGACAAUGUGCACGUAGUGUUUGGCCAAGUGGUGGGUGGUGCGGCUCUAGUGCGCCAGCUGGAGGCGCUGCCAGUCGACCGAAACUCGCGCCCGCUCCAGGACGUGAUUGUGACCGCGUGUGGCCAGCUGGUUCGGCUGAAGACCGGUAAAAAACGUAAGCAGGACAAGGAGAAGCAAAAGGGAGACAGCGGUGAUGAGUCUGACCGCUCACACAAGAAAGACAAGAAGAAGAAGAAAGAUAAGAAAAAGAAAAGACAACACUCUGGACCAUCUGCAGAUGAGGAGGAAGCUGAGGAUGCUCCCUCUCAUCCGCUGAUUAUGACGACAAAGAUUGAUCCCAGGGAGAUACCAGACGUGCCUACAAAUAGGUUCCUCAUGAGGGGUGGCCGUGAACAGGAUAACGAAAGGGAACCAAGAAGAGAUAGAGAGAGCUUUAGCCAAUUCCUAAUGAUGCGAUAUCGCGAGAGGGAACGCCACGCGUACACCAGAAGUGGGAGGAUUAUAAAGGGCCGAGGAGUGUUCCGCUACCGCACGCCGUCUCGCUCCCGCUCGCGAUCGCGGUCAGUGACCCCGCCUCACUGGAGGCAGGCGCAGAGGAGGAUUAUCAAGCUCUCAGAUUUCGAGCAGCGCAUGGACCAAGAGCGCGCCGAGAGGGAAAUGCAGGAAGCACCGAAGAAGCAAAUGGAGAAACUUCUGGACAACGACGAACCCGGUACUCCCGAGCAGGAGAAAGAAGAAGGCGAGUGCGACACAACUCUAGAACGCUCCCGUCACGAGAGGGUCGAUUACAAUGCUUUGGACUUUGAAGAGGACCUCGAUCAUGAUGAGAGGCGUGGGGCGGGCCUGGGAGGGGCGGUGCGCGGGGCGGCGGGGGCGCGGGAGAUGCGCUCGGUGCGGGCGGCCUCGCCCCGGCAGCGCGCCGAAGCCCUGGCUAGGGCGCUCGGCGUCAACCCUCGCCACGACCAGCACCGGGACAUGCGCGACUACCGCGAGGGCAGGUCCCGCUCGCGGCGGCGCGAAGGCCCGGCCUCCAGCGUGCAGCCCGCCCCUCCGGCGGCGUCGCCCCCCGCCGCCCACCAGCAGGGCGCGCCCACGCCCGCCCACGAGGAGGCGGGCUACGACCCCUUCCGGCUGCUGAGGAGCACCUUCGCCAGCCAGCGCGCCCACCGCCACAGGGACCAGAGGAAAGAAGAACGUCACGAACGCUACGACGACCGCCGCGAGAAAGAGAAGGACAGAUACAAAGAGAAGGACAAAGAGGAUAGACACGACAAGCACAAGAGUGAAAGAGAUGACCGCAAGCAGUCUGAGAAAAGAAAAGACGACAAGAAAGAGGAAAGGGAGAGCAGGAAAGAAGAUAGGCCGACCAAUAAAGAGGAGAAAGAACAUAGGAAAGACGAUAAAGAUAGAAAGGAAAGCAGGGAUGACCGCGGCGACAAAGAUUCGAGAAAGGGAGACAGAGAUAGGAAAGAAUCAACACGCGAGAAAUCGCGCGACAAUGAGAAGAAUAGAGAUAGAAGCGACCGGCACGGAGAUGAAGGGAACAAAAAGAAUUUUGCCAGAGAAGGAACGAGGUCUCCAAAUGGAAGACCGCCGGCCGCGGCAGUGGAGCCUAGCGAUGAAGAAAAGAAAAAGCAGGAGGAGGAGCGUAACGAAGCCAGGAAGGAGCUGAUGGAGAUCGUGCGCCUCAUCAAGUCGAGGCAGCGCGACAGGGAGUCCAAGGCGGCCGAAGUGAAGAAGAAGAAGGCGUCGUCGGGGUCCUCUUCGGAGGAGGAGCACGAGAAGCGGCCGAAGCGAAAGCGCUCCGCCGAGAGGAAACGCAGCGACAGUCCGCGGUCCCGCCACUCGCGCCGUCGCCGCUCCUCUUCGUCGCAC